Molecule: messenger RNA, 3491 nt
Organism: Silurus meridionalis
Lineage: Eukaryota; Metazoa; Chordata; Actinopteri; Siluriformes; Siluridae
Biological process (GO): negative regulation of transcription by RNA polymerase II; regulation of immune system process; regulation of cytokine production
Source: RefSeq, a predicted model, not a curated record
UUUCUUUAUACGGAACGGAGUAUGUAGUGUGUGUUUCUAUCCGGAUCCUUCAAGAGUUGCCCACGAUACGCUUAAAAAAUUGUUUAGCGGGCCAAAAAAAAUCUACGGAAAGGUCGUUCGUUAAACGACAUUUGCAGUUUAUUUCUGUAUUUUUUGGGAAGAUUGCAUCAAAGCAUCAUGGAGGUGGAGGACCCCAUAUCUGCCAAAUUUCAGACUAUUGUUGAGGCACUCAUGAUAAAGACAACAUCAGAGAUUGUGAAAGUUUUUACUGAUGUCAUGUUAGAGACGAGAAUGGAGAUCUUUCGUAGCUGGAGGGAAAUUGAUGACCUCAAGCAGGAGAUGGAACAGAGAGAAAUGCAGUCAGCAGUGCCCCUUUUCAGAAAUCAAAUGACACAAGUGAUGUUAAAAAUUGAAGAGGAUGAAGUGGAGUUGUCCCAGCAGAGCCAUGUGAUUCCUGAAAGUACAGAAUGCAGGUUUGAAAUUCAAAUGCUGGAAGAUGCUGCUGCUGAGGAAUUGGACACCAGGCAGGAGAGCAUUUCAGUUCCUGUAACUCCUGAAAUUACAGCACCUGAAACAUCUGUCACUAAACCCCAAGUGACUCAGUUACAAGGAAGAAAUAAAAUAUGUGGUCUGUCUCCUGCUAGUAUAGUCUCAGAACAUCAAACAUCUGGCACAGAGACGGAAAUGCUUGCGACCUCUGAGAUUCAAGCUCUUGCAGUUGUCAGCCCCCAGCCACCACCAACUAGCACAACCAGAACUGUGAGGAAAAGAUCAAUAAGAAAGAGGACAGUGGAAUCUAAAAAAAAAUACAUGUCAAAGAAAAUCGCUGCCACACAAAGCAGCAGUGUAACACACACGCUCCGUGACCGGCACCUCCUAGGCAACCAGAAACCUUGUGUGUGUUGCACUUCAGGCCAAUGCACACAGCAGCGAAAUGAGCCAAAAAAGAAUUCACUAGUGACCUCAUGUGGGUAUACCUGCAAAGAGUGUGGAACAGUGUUUCAGGAAAUAAUAGAAUUUGAGACCCACAAGUGCCCCAAGAAGCAUAGGUGCAGCAGGUGUGGACAGACAUUCACCUGUCUGAAGAAACUCGCUAUUCACAAUCAGCAUGUACCUCCUACAUUGGAGAACCCAUUCCCAUAUAAAUGCUACCUCUGUGAUCACAUGUUUGCUACUCGUUGUGGCUGGAACAUACACAAGCGAAUCCAUGCUCAUGGUCAUGUUCCUGGUGUUGUUCAACAGGACAUCCCUAGCCCAUCCCAUUCAUUUACAGUACCCAAAGAACUAAAGUCUAAGGUGGAGGUUCGCUUGAGAAUUUCAGAGGCUCAGUUGAAAGCUGCACUAUUUCCUAAAAGCUCCUUGCUGCUAGAUGAUCAAAAUAACAGGAGCUCUGUGGAGUCGUUUGAGAACUUGUCCUCAGCUGUGGAACCCGCAUCAUCUACAGGAAGCUCUAAUAAACAAUCUGCAGGCCCAACCAUUAAUGCACCCAUUUUAGAUAAAAAAUCAGCAUCUAAUAUCUAUAAAGAAUUUCUAAUGGAAUGCCAUGCUUCCAGUUCUGGGACUGAAUCAAGUGAAGGCGUGAGGCAGUCAGAUGACGGGCAGACAAUUCCGUUUUUCCAACUGCCUCUAGCAAAAUGCAGCCAGCAGAAAAGUGGACCCCGCCAAAGUCAUUGGAUUAAAUUCACUUUCACGCAAAAGAAAAUUUCAGAUUGCAAUCAUGACAUUUACAAUGGCGUGUUUCCUGUUGAGAAAAUUCUUAGAUGGAGAAAUACAAAGGGGCGAGAUGAAGUCAGGAUAAAGUGGAUGCCUUGUUCAUUAUGUGGAGCAAAAUGGAAAAACACAUGGGAGCCAGCUGAAAGCUUUAUCUCUUAGAUGGAUGGCAAAUUUGAAGAAAAUGGAGACAGGCAUUCUUAAACUAUGUGUGGUGAUAUUUAAUGUAAAAUAUACAAUUGGCAUAUGGCUUGGGACUUGGAUGUUGCUAGAGUUACUGAUUUUACAUUCUGUGCUUUUGCAGAAGUGGAUUCUAAAUAAACAGUGCUCUUCUUCUUCUGCUUCUUCUUCUUUCGGCUUUUCCCAUUAGGGGACCCCACAGCGGUUCAUCCAUCUCCAUACGCAUAUGCUGGAAAUCUUUCCAGUACUUUUUUAGGAAAGUCACUACAUAUGUUUUGUGUUUUAUUCAUUUCUGUAAACAGAUAAAUAAUACAUUGAGAACAUUUGGUCCAGCAUCCUAAUGUAUAUAAAGCAGCAAUUAUUUAAAAUAAAAUGCAUACAUAAGAUUAAAUUAGGUUAGGGAUUCUGGCAUACUAAAUCAGAUUGUAUGCAAAGCAAAUAGCAAAUUAGUCAGGUUUUAAGACAUUUUAAAUAGCUGCACAAAUUUCUGGAUCUGUUCUGUGUAUUCCAUAAUCUGUACUUUUCCACUAUAUGUAAAAACAUCUGGCAUUGAUUAACUGUAAGAAUACAGGCUGUAGAUUUAUUCGGUUGGCUGCACCACAAUGAAGUUGUUUUGGUAGUAAGAAUCUUUUGUUUUUCUUACAUCUAUAUUUGCUAAAAUGUGCAUUGUGCCUAAAGGCUUUUUGUGGGAAAAUCUCACAAUGUGAGCAAUAAAAUGAAAACACAAAAGACUUUAUUGGGUAAUGCAUAUUUAAGACCAGUUCUAAUUUCAGCUGUAAAGUUAGUGGUAUUAAACAUGAUUGUACAGUCAAUGGUGUUCACAUGAACUGCAUUUGAGAUUAGAGGAGAUGAUUUUUUGAUUAAUUUUGUGGUACUUGGGAAAGCAUUGUCUUACAUGUUUUUAAUGUGUACACUUCUUUGGGUGAACGGUUUAAAUAUUAUAUAUUUUAAGCUGUAACUGAUCAUCCUAAUUUAUUUAAAAAUCUUCUAUUAAUUGAGAGUAAUACAUGUUUGUGUUUUAAAAUGUUAAGCAGCAAGUGAUCAGUAUUUUUGAAAUUCAGCUGUUGAAUCAUCCUGUUUUCAAUCCUAAGUGUAUGUGAUCUGCUUAUUGAGCUAAAGGCAAGUGAAAAAUGGAGAACAUUUAAUUUUUUUCAAUACUGUGUUUGUUUAUGUGAAUUCCUUUGUCUUUAUUAUAUAACAUAACAGAACUUUGUUGAUGACUCGAAAUUGCUUCAAAGCUAAUUGAAACGUUGGAUUGACGGCUGCUCUCUGUUCUUCUCUAAUAUGUUCUUGUUCAUGAUCUCCAACUUUGUGAAUCUAAGCAAGCAUAACUUGUAGCAGAGAGUUUACUCCUCAUGUGAAAUACUUUUAUGUGAUGUAAAUUUUGCCCUGAGAUUUUGUAAACUAGUUGUGUCUUCGUAGCUAUAUACCUUCUUUGCUGCACAUGGUGUUUUAAAUGUUUACUGGCAAAAUGUUGACAAAUUGCUGUGUUUAUAGGGCACUGAUGUGGGAGGAUGAAUGACUAAAGUUCUAAAUUUUUAUUUCCUCCCUCCCAUUGAGGAACUAAUGAAGACUGGUUCCAAAUAAAUGUUCCAAAUCAA